AUGGACGAAGAAAGUAGACAUGAAAGUCCUAAUAAUGUUAUUUGUAGUGGGCAACCUAUAUUAUUCAAUGAACAUGAUACUGUAUCUUUGUAUUCAGGAAAGACCUUUACGUCAUGGGAAGAAUGUGAACAAUUUUUGAAUGAAUGGGCAAAGAGUCAAGGUUUUCAUAUAAUUAAAGAUCGUGUAACCCGUUGCCUUUCAAUCCGAUGGUAUAAUAUAAACAAAGAUGGAUCGCAAGAACCAUUCUUGGUUGCUGAUAAAUUUAUACAAUAUGAUCAACAACAUUUUUCUUAUGAUUUUAAUGAUUCUUCAAGUUUAUGUUUAUUUAAUCGGAAUAAUAGGGAAAUUGAUGAAGAAAGAUUGACAAUUCUUGAACAAAAAAUUACAUAUGGCAAAUUACACAGAAUGUAUAAGAAGGCUCUGAACAAGGCAUUGCAGUCUAAUUCUAAAUCAGAGCAACUCAUCAAUUUAUUACAAAACUUUGCAGAGGAAGAAGAAUCAAAUCCAUCAGAUUCUGAUGAAUUAGAGUUGCAACAAGAAAUCAUUACAGGUGAUAAGGAAAAUUUUGAUCCUUUAAUACCAAAGUUACAAAAUCCUAAGAUACGUCAUGGAAAAAGCUGA
Molecule: messenger RNA, 621 nt
Organism: Rhizophagus irregularis DAOM 181602=DAOM 197198
Lineage: Eukaryota; Fungi; Glomeromycota; Glomeromycetes; Glomerales; Glomeraceae
Source: RefSeq, a predicted model, not a curated record